UUUUGUAAAUAACGACGGGAAAGAGUAGAGCGGAUACCGCUGUUCCGCGUUCUCGUUUCUCGGUAAGCUCCUGGUGGAGCAACAGCCGCCCACUUCCAUGGGAGACGGGGCGGUGGGUAAAGUGAGGCUUUGCCAGUUCCUGCCAUCCUAUCCGCUACCUUCGUCCGCAUGCCAGAUGCCGUCGGCGAGCGUAAGAAGAAAACGGCGAGGCCUGGCCCAGUAUGCAUGUUGCUCGUGGGGCUGACGCUCCUCCUCGCGCUGCAACUCACGACAAAUAAGAAGAUCGUGACGAUCAUUCCAGAUCUGGGUAUGGUUCGUCCUCUGACGAUGGUGACGAAGGCAUGGGUCUGCAGUCCUGAGAUCCGCUCAUCUUCGGCCUCACCGAUGAACGGCUGUCCGCGAGGUCUCCGAGUGCACGCCAUCUGUGCACAGGUGGGCGCUGUGGACACCAGGACCGAGAACAUCGCGAGGGAAGUGGAAAGUAUGCGCAGUAUCUUGGCCGAGAUGCGCAGCGAGUUCGCGAUGGCGAAUUACAUGCCCCCCACCGCCGCGUCUGGACACCACAAGCUCCCAGCGAGGUGUUGUUUGAACCAGUCUGCAACUGGCGGCCACUACCAUGGUACGAUGCGCUGAUGCUUUCUCCUCAAUCGACGCUUGGUCCAAGAUCUCCGACAUCACGGACGGCUUUGCAGUUAAUUGCGAGAAAUCUGACCGUCCACCCACGGUGCACACAGGCGCUUGCAGCAUCGAAAACAAGAGGGUUCAGAAUUCAUCGCUGCUCUUCGUCUCCCUGGUAUGCGGCAACGGUCCGUUUCCCUGUGCCCGCGGCUCUGGGCGGGUCUACCCAUUUGAUCAAGGUGGGAACCAGCGGCAAGAAGAUCGUUAACAUCUUCCGCGCACCUCUUACGGAGCAGAAGUUCUGAUUCGAUCGCCACGUGGGUGGCUGUCGGAAAGCUGGGGCCCAUCUUUCGACUUAAACCACAGCAGGGGCGGGACCCUGCGAAACCCUACUGGCAUGAUGCCGCGUUUGUCCAGCGCGGACGGUCCAGAAUCCAGAGCUCACCUUAUCCGACUUCUCGAGCGCGUCAUCGGGCCGACCGCUGCUCCAGCAUGAAUUCUAUAGGGGCUGCAGCGGCAUGUUUUGCCGCCAGGUCGAGGGCGAAUUGUCGCGCCCUCGCGCCAACGCUUGCGACCGCUGCGACACUUGCGCAAUGCCCGUCGCCUUCAUAAGGGGCUACGAGCACGCGCGCGGGAAACGCUUGCAGCGCGCCUUUCUUCCCGCGGACGUUCGCGCCCAGGCCAGCGGGGCGCCGCGUUCACGAGUGCGAGCGCAACCGCGCAAUUACUCGGGUGUUGCAACAGCCCUUCGCCCUUGCGUUUGCAUGCAACGUGGGCGAAGGCUCGGCGUGCAUUGAAUCGCAUUAGCUGUGUGAAUGUUGACGCGCGUGCUGCGUGGUUGCGCCG
Molecule: messenger RNA, 1464 nt
Organism: Prorocentrum cordatum
Lineage: Eukaryota; Dinophyceae; Prorocentrales; Prorocentraceae
Source: the annotation of a GenBank genome assembly